AUGGUGAGCUCACUAUACCUCCCAGAAAUCCUCAUCACUACGAUUGUUGAUAUGGAGUCAUGCAAAGUCGCCGUUAUUGGCCUAGGCACUACAGGGCCAUUGGGUUUAGUCACUCUCAAAAAUUUCCUGGAGAAGGGAUUCGAAACAAUAGGCUUCGAAAAAGGGGAUGUUGUUGGCGGUUUAUGGAACUUUAGGGAUGACGACCAGACCACUGUCCUUGAAAAUACGCCGACGUUUCCAGAAGCUCGACAUAUUCAGAAGUAUCUCCAUGAUUAUUCCUCCCACUUCGACCUGGAGAGGCACAUCCGUUUGCGAACUGAGGUUCUUGAUCUCACCUUCAACGAAAAUGAUAUGAAAUGGACGGUCCAAACACUGCACUAUGGGGAAACCACGUCUCAAGCCUUUGACAAGGUAGUCCUUGCCACUGGUAUUAACAAGCUACCACUGAUUCCUGACAUUGGCGGCCUGGAUGAGUUCAAGGGCGAGGUCAUCCAUAGCGGUGGGUAUAAGAGGCCAGCUUCGUUGAAGAACAAAACGGUAUUGGUUGUCGGUUUGUCAAACUCUGCAGUGGACACUGCAACAACGCUGGUCGGCCACGCGAAACAUGUUUACAUAUCGCGUCGACACGACGCAUUUGUACUCCCGCGGUUCAUUGAAGACAAGCCCAUGGACCAUACAUUCAACCACCGAAAGAGCAUCAUCUUCGGGGCAAUGCAACACCUCGCCCCAACCAUAGCCGGCAAAAUGAUGCGAAAAUUUCUCACAGCCACGACCUAUAAAGGCUUUCCAGAGAUGCCUGACGAUUGGGACUUGAGCACUGCUCCGCUGCCCACUCGUACACCGCCCAUCAUCUCGGAUACGGUGGUGACAGAAAUAUUGAAAGGCAACAUUACGCUGGUGAAAGCCCUCAAGAAGGUGACGGGUCCAAAUACUGUCCAGUUCGAUGACGAUAGUCAGCUUGAAGUUGACUCUAUCGUCUUCUGUACGGGAUACAAGGCAGAUUACAGUUUGGCAGGUCAGUAUGAUCCAACAUUGGAACAGCCUGAGGCUUGGAAAUCAUCACCCGGAUCCAACUGUCGUGCAUUGCCAAGACUGUACCGGAAUAUUUUCUCUCUGAAGCUACCGCAUCAUCUGGCUUUUAUGGGGGCUAUUGCAUUCCCGUCUCCGGCAUUCCAAUUAUAUGAUUUGGCCUCCAUGGCUCUGGCACGAACCUGGGCAGGGCAAUACGAACUCCCAACCUCGCAGCAUAUGGCUGCGCAAGUCCAGAAACAGCAUGACUGGCUUGUGUCUCUCUCUGCGGAAGGGACCGUUAUUCCAAGUUGGGUGAAUGGAGCUGAAUGGAUGGCCUGGGCCGAUGAGGCGGCAGGCUCGGAUGUCUUUCCUCAUAUAGGCUACGGACUCAAGGGAUGGGCGUUUUGGUUACGAGACCGACAGCUGUCAAAGAUCUUGAUGGAUGGCAUUCCCAGCCCACAUCAGUUCCGCUUGUUUGAUAAUGGCCAGAGGAGGGCAUGGAGUGGAGCAAGGGAUGAGAUUUUGCGAAUAAAUAUUACAGAUGUAGCUGAACAGAGCUAG
This is a messenger RNA of Pochonia chlamydosporia 170, 1572 nucleotides long. Its product is annotated as dimethylaniline monooxygenase 2. Bases 1 to 1572 code for a protein of 523 amino acids. Lineage: Eukaryota; Fungi; Ascomycota; Sordariomycetes; Hypocreales; Clavicipitaceae. Gene Ontology annotation, molecular function: NADP binding; flavin adenine dinucleotide binding; N,N-dimethylaniline monooxygenase activity. The record is from RefSeq and is a predicted model, not a curated record. The transcript is spliced from 5 exons.